This is a messenger RNA of Physella acuta, 1866 nucleotides long. RefSeq lists its product as uncharacterized. Lineage: Eukaryota; Metazoa; Mollusca; Gastropoda; Physidae. The record is from RefSeq and is a predicted model, not a curated record.
AUGACAUCCUAUAUUGUAUUUCUAUCCCCAGUCAUGAUAUUCGACAGCAGCGGAUUCAACAAGUACAUAACACCCUUCAUAUUUCCUCACAUCAAUUUGCAAACCAGCUACACUCUAGUGCUCGAACCUGACACUGAGAUUAAAUUAGCUGCUAGACACUCAAGCGAAACAGUCACGUUAAGGAGUAAUAACAAGAGGCUUUUAGAGAUCCAUAGACACUGCGCCAGGCCAUGUGUUAUACAAAGCGUGAAAGAUUUCCAGGUUGUGAUGAUACUGGGUGUCGUAACGAGCAAAUCUGAUCCCGAUUCAAUUUUAAUGUCGCCAUCUUUACUUCAACUUGUGCCCACUGCCAUGUUUUGUUCGGAGUACAUGUACACGACUCCUGGCUCUCCGAACGACCCUUUCAUUCACUAUAUGUCUAUCAUAGUGAGAUCUCCCGUCCUGAAUCUAGUUACCCUCGACUCAAGGCCACUAGAAAGCAUUAACUGGCACUACGCCGAGUGCACAGACCUAUGGAUGUCUGGAGCCCUUAGAAUCCUCGAAGGUCGGCAUCAAUUGGAAGGGCCGAUAGACUUCGACCUUGGUUGCUAUGUGUACGGGGUAACAAAUGGCCUGGUGUAUUCCACUCACCUGGAUAUCAAAACCAACCCGAGACAUGACAACGGUGAUGCUUACAUGUCAUUCAGCAGUGGCACUAUAGAAUACUAUAGAAAGAUUUGCAAAAACGAGACUGCCAACGAAAAUGCUUUAAUCCCAAGCAGCUUAGGCGUUGUAGAUGGAGUCAACGUCACCUUUCUAGUGAAUACGUUGCGUAGAGAUGAUUGCACACUUGAUUACUUCGGUAAGAAUUGCAUGCACGAGUGUAAGUGUAAGAGCCGGGCGUGUAAUAACAAGGAGUCGUGCUUUGAACAUGGGUGCGACGAUGGAUACUUCGGCUACCACUGCUUGUUUCGGGACGUAGCUACCAAAGCCUCAAACGUGUCAGGGAUAAAUUUAAACAGCACAGCAUGUUCGAGAACUAACUUGAUCGAGCUGGUUUUCAAAGAGAUUAUUACAUUCAAUUUUCUGUUUAUAAAAACAGACCGCAAUGGGCGUAAUAUCGCCGGUCAAGGAUCGUUGACGGUGUUAACAAACGAUAAAAUAAACCAAAUCCUAACCCAGAUCGCCUACAUCCCAGUCAUGGAGCUGGGCCAUUGCUUGCCGUUCCCCGUGGACUCCUUAAGCAUAGAAUGGGUUAUGUCGUUCCAAUCGUCAAAAGAUGUUUACUCUAUCAGCGUGCAUUUGAAAGGAAAGAUGAAAUUUAACGAAGGGUUCACAGUUCUUCUCUACAACACCUCUGACACACAAGCUUUCGUGUACGGUUCUGAUGAAGAUUUUACAGCCAUUCAUCAUAUACAAGUAAGGAACGGGCGGAGGAUCAAGAUGAUUAAGUUCAUUCCGUUUGGGAAUCUAAAGCUAUGCAAAUUUCAAGUGUAUGGUGAUUGUGGUAAACCUUACAAUGGAUUGGAUUGCGACGAGACAUGUAGCUUAACCUGUCUGCUGGACAGGUGUAACUUUGAUAUGACCUGCAUCAGGUGCAAUAUCUACAGAUAUGGGCCUCAUUGUUUAGAAUCCACAUUCAUUUGGGAAUUCAACUCGACGAAGUACAACGACAGCAUCUUCGCCUCUAGGAUGGAUCCGAAUAUCAGCUACGAGGAGAAAAACUUCUGGCGGAUUUUGCCUAUUCUAAUUAUAGCUGCAGUGAUAGUGAUCUUCGCAGUGGGUAAAUGUUUUUCUAAAAGAAAUCCCUCGCUUCAUACUUCACAGUCACAGGCGAAAGUUAAGCCCCAGAAAAAUGAUAAGUAUUACAUGUACCAGUAUCUGUAA